Messenger RNA from Phacochoerus africanus (Common warthog), 5255 nucleotides. It is a transcript of the gene RASGRF2, whose product is annotated as Ras protein specific guanine nucleotide releasing factor 2. Gene Ontology annotation, cellular component: plasma membrane. Gene Ontology annotation, molecular function: guanyl-nucleotide exchange factor activity; protein binding. The transcript has 27 exons. NCBI's taxonomy places the organism in Eukaryota, Metazoa, Chordata, Mammalia, Artiodactyla, Suidae. The coding region runs from base 8 to 3730 and encodes 1240 amino acids. Gene Ontology annotation, biological process: positive regulation of GTPase activity; Ras protein signal transduction. The record is from RefSeq and is a predicted model, not a curated record.
CCUCACCAUGCAGAAGAGCGUACGUUACAAUGAGGGGCACGCCCUGUACUUGGCCUUUCUGGCCCGCAAAGAGGGCACCAAGCGCGGUUUCCUGAGCAAGAAGGCAGCCGAGGCGAGCCGCUGGCACGAAAAGUGGUUCGCCCUCUACCAGAAUGUGCUGUUCUACUUUGAGGGCGAGCAGAGCGGCCGCCCGGCCGGCAUGUACCUCCUGGAAGGCUGCAGCUGCGAGCGGGCACUCGCGCCGCCCAGGGCCGGAACCGGGCCGGGCAGCGCCCGGGACGCGCUGGACAAGCAGUAUUACUUCACAGUUCUUUUCGGCCACGAAGGUCAGAAACCACUAGAGCUGCGCUGUGAGGAGGAGCAGGACGGUAAAGAGUGGAUGGAGGCCAUUCACCAAGCUAGUUAUGCAGACAUUUUGAUUGAGAGGGAAGUGUUAAUGCAGAAGUACAUUCAUCUCGUUCAGAUCGUAGAGACAGAAAAAAUUGCUGCCAACCAGCUCCGGCAUCAGCUUGAAGAUCAAGAUACAGAAAUCGAAAGGCUUAAAUCAGAGAUUAUCGCUCUUAAUAAAACCAAGGAACGAAUGAGACCUUACCAAAGCAAUCAAGAAGAUGAGGAUCCAGACAUCAAGAAGAUUAAAAAGGUUCAGAGCUUCAUGCGAGGCUGGUUAUGUAGAAGGAAGUGGAAGACCAUCGUGCAGGAUUACAUUUGCUCUCCUCAUGCUGAAAGUAUGAGGAAGAGAAACCAGAUUGUGUUCACCAUGGUCGAGGCCGAGUCAGAGUACGUUCACCAGCUCUACAUCCUGGUCAACGGCUUCCUCCGGCCCCUGCGAAUGGCAGCCAGCUCCAAGAAGCCCCCCAUCAGCCAUGAUGAUGUCAGCAGUAUUUUUCUCAACAGUGAAACAAUUAUGUUUCUUCAUGAAAUAUUUCAUCAAGGACUAAAGGCCAGGAUAGCCAACUGGCCCACGUUAAUUUUAGCUGAUCUGUUUGAUAUUUUACUCCCCAUGCUGAACAUUUAUCAAGAAUUUGUGCGUAAUCACCAGUACAGCCUCCAAGUGCUCGCCAAUUGUAAGCAAAACAGAGACUUCGACAAACUCUUGAAACAGUAUGAAGCCAACCCUGCCUGUGAGGGGAGGAUGCUGGAAACGUUCCUGACCUAUCCAAUGUUUCAGAUUCCUAGGUACAUCAUCACGCUUCAUGAACUCCUAGCUCAUACUCCCCAUGAGCAUGUGGAGAGGAAAAGUCUGGAAUUUGCUAAAUCAAAACUAGAGGAGCUAUCCAGGGUAAUGCACGAUGAAGUGAGUGACACUGAAAACAUAAGGAAGAACCUUGCCAUAGAAAGAAUGAUUGUGGAAGGCUGUGAUAUCUUGCUGGACACCAGCCAAACUUUCAUCCGCCAAGGUUCUCUUAUUCAAGUACCUUCCGUUGAGAGGGGGAAACUUAGUAAAGUUCGCCUGGGUUCAUUGUCUUUGAAAAAGGAAGGAGAAAGACAAUGCUUCCUAUUUACAAAACACUUUUUAAUUUGUACAAGAAGUUCAGGAGGAAAGCUGCAUCUGCUCAAGACAGGUGGCGUUCUCUCUCUCAUAGAUUGUACAUUGAUCGAGGAGCCUGAUGCAAGCGAUGAUGACUCCAAAGGUUCUGGGCAAGUGUUUGGACACCUGGAUUUUAAAAUAGUGGUGGAGCCUCCUGACGCUGCUCCUUUCACUGUAGUCUUGUUAGCACCUUCCCGCCAAGAGAAAGCUGCCUGGACAAGUGACAUAAGUCAGUGUGUGGACAACAUACGGUGUAAUGGUCUAAUGACCAUAGUGUUUGAAGAAAAUUCCAAAGUCACUGUGCCACAUAUGAUUAAGUCCGAUGCCCGUCUUCACAAGGAUGACACCGACAUUUGCUUCAGUAAAACACUCAACUCCUGCAAAGUGCCCCAGAUCCGUUACGCUAGCGUGGAGCGCCUCUUGGAGCGGCUGACAGACCUGCGGUUUCUUAGCAUCGAUUUCCUCAACACCUUUCUGCACACCUAUCGGAUUUUCACCACAGCAGCCGUGGUGCUGGGGAAGCUUUCCGAUAUAUACAAGAGGCCUUUCACCUCGAUCCCCGUCAGGUCUUUGGAAUUGUUCUUUGCCACCAGCCAGAACAACAGAGGUGAACACUUGGUGGAUGGCAAAUCCCCACGCCUGUGUCGCAAAUUCUCUUCCCCACCGCCACUGGCUGUGUCCAGAACGUCCUCCCCGGUGAGGGCCAGAAAGCUGUCCUUGACUUCUCCCUUGAACUCAAGGAUAGGAGCAUUGGACCUGACCACCUCCUCCGCGUCCAGCAGCCCUACCACCACCCAUAGCCCUGCCGGGUCCCCACCACCGCACACUGGUAAAGUACCGCUGGAUCUUAGCAGAGGCCUUUCUUCUCCAGAACAAAGCCCGGGAGCUGUGGAAGAGCAUGUAGAUAACCCUCGCGUGGAUCUGUGUAACAAGCUGAAACGAAGUAUUCAAAGAGCAGCAGUCCUAGAGUCUGGACCAGUGGACCGAGCAGGAGUGGAAAGCUCCCCAGCGACUGAUGCCACAGAACUUUCACCUUGCCGGUCACCCUCGACUCCUCGGCACCUCCGCUACCGCCAGCCUGGAGGACAGACGGCUGACAACUCCCACUGCUCUGUUUCACCUGCUUCUGCUUUUGCAAUUGCCACGGCUGCAGCAGGACACGGGAGUCCACCAGGAUUUAACAACGCCGAGAGAACAUGUGACAAAGAAUUCAUUAUACGUAGAUCGGCCACCAAUCGAGUACUGAACGUCCUCCGUCACUGGGUCUCAAAGCACGCACAGGAUUUUGAACUCAACAACGAACUAAAGAUGAAUGUCCUAAAUUUGCUCGAAGAAGUUUUGCGAGACCCAGACCUUCUUCCCCAAGAAAGGAAAGCCACGGCGAAUAUCCUGAGGGCCCUUUCACAAGAUGAUCAAGAUGACGUCCACCUAAAACUAGAGGAUAUAAUUCAAUUGACAGACUGUCCGAAGGCCGAGUGCUUUGAGACCCUGUCGGCCAUGGAGUUGGCCGAGCAGAUCACACUCCUGGACCACAUCAUUUUCAGGAGCAUUCCCUACGAAGAAUUCCUUGGGCAGGGGUGGAUGAAGCUGGAUAAAAAUGAAAGAACACCUUACAUUAUGAAAACCAGCCAGCACUUCAAUGAUAUGAGUAACCUGGUGGCCUCCCAGAUCAUGAAUUACGCCGAUGUCAGCUCCCGAGCCAACGCGAUCGAGAAGUGGGUGGCCGUGGCGGACAUCUGCCGGUGUCUGCACAACUACAACGGCGUGCUGGAGAUCACCUCAGCCUUGAACCGAAGUGCCAUCUACCGGCUGAAGAAAACCUGGGCCAAGGUGUCCAAGCAGACAAAAGCUCUAAUGGACAAGCUUCAGAAGACUGUUUCAUCUGAAGGAAGAUUUAAGAAUCUCAGAGAAACUCUUAAAAAUUGUAACCCCCCAGCUGUUCCUUAUCUGGGGAUGUACCUGACAGACCUGGCGUUUAUUGAAGAAGGAACACCCAACUUUACUGAGGAAGGCCUUGUCAAUUUCUCCAAGAUGAGAAUGAUAUCACACAUCAUCAGAGAGAUUCGCCAGUUCCAGCAGACCUCCUUUCGCAUAGACCAUCAGCCAAAGGUCACGCAGUACUUGCUUGACAAAGCCCUCAUCAUAGAUGAAGAUACGCUCUAUGAUCUGUCACUAAAAAUUGAACCUCGGCUCCCUGCUUGACCAUCUGGCUUCGCCCCGAGUCCGUGGAAUUUUCAUGGAAAGCAGAACGGACAGAACUGUGCAUGCUGUGCCUCCCAAAGAGCAGGGAGGACUGGGGAUGGAGACCAAGCCAGUCUCCUUUGUCCACCGAAGACGACAGAACCAAACUGGAAUUCUGUCUCCAGCCAGGGAAGCGCAGCUGGUUGGGGUUAAAGACAGAUGCUUCAGGCUUGGGUGGGAAGGUGAAGAAGAUGGAUAUUUGAUAAAGCUGAGGGCACAUCUGCCUGAGGGAAUAUCAAGAGGGGAGGUGCUGGUAGCCCGAUUUCAUGAAGCAGGAAAGAAGGUGAAUUUGAAACUGCUCCAUGUUCUGUUAGAACUUGGGGGACGAGCGUCCAUGGAAAAGGCCUGCGAUAUUUCGCUGGCACUUGACCAACCGGGUGCACCUCCCAAUCUCCUCCUGGGAUUUAACUGUUACAUUUCCUUUGUUACAAGCUUCCAGAAGAGCCGAAGCUGCUUCUGUCGGUUUGGGCGACGCAUAAGCAAUUUCAGUCUAGAGCAUGUGCAUGGUUCUCAGCGCAUUAUAAAAAAUUAACAUCGGAGGAAUGGCAUGUUCUGAAACUGCUCUUUCAGUCUUUAGGCAACAGGGCAGGAAAGACGCUAAAAGUCAAGUGGAUCUGUACGUAAGUUUUCCAGGAUUGAAAACCAAGUAACUGAGUCCCCAGGACUGUUUUGAGUCGGUGGGAGGGGCUUCUUCCUGAGGCUGUGGAGCCCAGGAAGCCAAUGCCCUUGGAGAGGCAGGUGCAUGCUUUGCAACAAUAUGCCCACGCUCCUCACCGACAAAACUGUGGAAGAGGACAGAAGGCCACCAAGUGCUACAGGGAAGAAGAGUGGGUUUCAAUGCUAAGUGAAAAGAUGUACUUAAAAUGUAUCAUCUCUGCUCCCUGCUGUGCUCCGCCCCCCCCCCCCAUGUGGUAAUCUAUUCUGAUUUACACGAACCAUUUUUAAGCCCACUAUGAACAUUGGAUGUAUUCUUUUGAAGCUGUUUAUUGAGACUUCCUUUUUAUAACCGCCCCCCCCCCCAUUCCGUGUGCUGUUGGAAGACAGUUUUCCCCCAGUCAUCUUUGUUUUUAGAUUUUGAGGCAUUUCUGAGUGAAAAUGUUCUAAGUAUAUGGGAAAUGGGCCCAACCUCUCAACAGCUCUUACAUCAGAAAGCCAAAUUCAAGGGUUGGUCCUCCUCCCUUAGGCUGGGAAAGUAAUCUUGCUUUCCCCAGGGUUUGUAGGUUGUUGAAGAAAUAGGGCUCUCUCAUGUUUACCUCCCUCUUCUCUUCUCAGGGAGACCUCUGCUUUAAAAGAAGGAAAAGAAAAAAAAUACAGUUAUUAUUACCUGAGCCUAUUGCACCUGGCAUUAUCCCUAAGAGGCAUGAGGCGUAUGGAUGCUGACAGUGAAAAAAAUUGAUCUGUUUGGCUGUUUUCCAUCUUUCUUUGCACUUUAAUUAUGUUGUUAGAGCUAACAACUGACUAAUAAAUUCAAUUUGCUGGCUCCUAA